GUUAAUCAAAUUGGCAAGUUUAUGUCAUGAAUAUUAAUUCAAUUAGUUUAAUCAACAAUUGCAAGUUUAUUUCAGAGAAAUGUUGAUUUGACUAAGCCGCUAAAAUUCGUUUCUAAGGCAACCAACAUGUGUUUCAGUUUUGUUAUGAAAAAUUAAGUUCCGUCAAUUGCUAAAAGUGAUAUUAAUUGCGUUCAAACUGUUAAAUUGGUUGAUGAUUCAAUGACAUCUGAAACUCGAGAGAUUUGAUUAGUCUAUCUAUCUCAUUUAAGAACUCAACGGUAAUGUUGAAAUUUUCUACAAUACGAUUCUUGGAUGGAUUUGGUUCUCAAUUCAUUCGAAGUGGUUACUCAAAUUGUUUUAAAGUUGUAUAUUUCGCUGAUAGAAAACUCUCUGUAGGUAAUAAACAGUUUAAGCCCAAAUUACGAUCUGCACUCGAUUCUAAGGAUGCAGAUGUUUUUGGUAAAAUUGGUGUGGAUGAAGAGUGUGUCAUGCCUUUAAAAGCUGAAAGUUUACCUGAUGACGAUGAUGGUUACGAUCAAUUGGAAAUUAAUCGUGAUAGAAGACAUAUUCUAUUUUAUAAAUACAAACUUACCCUGCUGAUCCAUAAUAAACAUGGAAAAGCUAGAAUUGUUGAAGCCUUGAAAUUAUUCGACGAGAUGAAAAGAGAUGAUCGUAAAAAGAUGCGUCCCUUUUUUUAUACUUUAAUGAUCUCUGGUGCGGCCGAAAAUGGAUACACUGAAAAGGCAUUUGAAUUAUUCGAAGAAGCUUUAAAACACAAGCUCAAACCUACUGAUGCUACAUUUACUUCUCUGUUCAAUUCUUGUGCCGAAUGUCCUUUCAAAGAGAUGGGCCUUCAGAAAGCAGAAUGGUUAAGAAGAUGGUUACAAGAAAUAGGUAAACCUCUUCACCAAACUCAUUAUCAUGCUAUGAUUAAGGCUUUUGGAAAACUUGGUGAUAUUAAGACUGUUUAUGAAUUAGUCGAUGAAAUGAACCAGAAAGAGAUUGCUAUCGACACAUCAACUUUCAAUCAUUUAUUGGUUGCUGCUAUUAGUCAACCUGAGAGUGGAUUUGGUGAAGCAAUCAAAUUGUAUCGUCGAAUGCGAUUUCACAAAGUUCCAAGAGAUUUAAAAACAUACAAUCUUCUUUUAAGAGCAACUAAAAGCUGCGAAAUCGGAGAUAGGGAAAAAUUCAAAAAGUUAUUGCAUGAGUGGGUUAAUUUUGAAAAGAUUUUAUACCACGAAAAAAAGUUACCUCCCAAACGAGUCAACAUGAAAAAAUCAACAACACCCAGGAUUAGUUUCACUUCCGACAAAAUUUACGAUUACUUGCCUGAUGGGAGUGUUAAGCAAUUGGAAACAGAGAAUUACAACAUGGAAAUUACAGAGACAGUUAAUAGAAACGAAUUGUGUGUACAGGAUGAGCAAAAUAAGAUGAUGGAUAUUCCUAAUUUUCUGGUUUCAACUAAAUACAAUCGAAUGGGUGAUAUUUUAAAUAUAGAUUAUGAUUCUCUCAAGGAUUGGAAAAAUCGGUUCAUUCUCAUAGGUGGCAUGGAAGGAUUUCUAUUUCUUUUGGAAAGUGAAAAAUUAAAGCCAAACAUAAAAACUUUUACUGCUAUGUUAGACCUAAUACCAGAAGAUAAUCAAUCUGAGGAUAAUUUGAUCCAUUUACUUCAUCAAAGUAAAGUUGAAGCUGACACAGGAUUCUACAACAUAAUCAUCAAAAGACGUUGUUUUCGGGGUGAUAUAGUUGCUGCUAAGAAAACUUUUAGUGACAUGCAAAAAAAUAAUAUUCCUGUUGAUUUAGCAACUUUUGGUGUCCUUGCUUCUGGCUGUAAAAAUGUUAAAACUGCUAAUCAACUUUUAAAGGAUUUAGAAGCCGUUGGUUUCAGACCAAACAUCCAGAUUAUGGGAGCAAUGAUGAAAAAAGCAUGUCUAUCCAAAGAUAUCUUUACAAUGGAAUUGGUUAUGCAAAAAAUGACUCAAUUCAAAAUUCCAGCAGAUAAAAGAAUAAUUGAUGUACUGAGCCUGACGAUAGAAGAAAUUGACAAAUUACUUUGGAUGAUUGAAAAGGGCAAAGUGAAACCGUUUGGUCACUUUUUAAAUCCUAAGUUUGAAUCAAACUUCGAUAAAUUGAAGUCUUAUUUUGAAAAAUGGGCUGCCAAAACUGAUAUUGAAAUUUCUCAUCCAUGGGAUCAAUUUAAAUACAAACGUGAAGAUUGGCAAUAUUAUAAGAUGCGCCAGUAUGAAAAUACGGUGAAGUCAAAAAUAUUAGAAAGAUCUGAUGUUCAGAAGGCCGUAAAAGACGGUCAAAAGGUUAAUGUAAUGAAGCUAGUCUAUGACGUAUAAAUAAAAGUGUGUAAAGAAACAAAACAA
Messenger RNA from Tetranychus urticae (two-spotted spider mite), 2372 nucleotides. RefSeq names its product pentatricopeptide repeat-containing protein 1, mitochondrial. The record is from RefSeq and is a predicted model, not a curated record. Gene Ontology annotation, molecular function: protein binding. NCBI's taxonomy places the organism in Eukaryota, Metazoa, Arthropoda, Arachnida, Trombidiformes, Tetranychidae.